ACACUGUUCAAGGUGAUCUUCUGGCUGGGCUACUUCAACUCCUGUCUCAACCCCAUCAUCUACCCCUGCUACAGCCGAGAGUUCAAACUGGCCUUCAUACGCAUCCUCAGGUUGGUCUAUUACUUACUACCUAUCAUAUUACAGUACUCCUUAAUUCCUCUGCAUCUUCCGAUUGGCCUUUUGUAUUACGAUUUACUCCGAGAGUGGCCAAGUAUUAUUCGUAGUAGCCUUUUGUGUGUCUAAAGUUCUGUACGUUGUGGUUGUUGAUCUGAGCCAUGUAUAAGCCAAAUCCAAAUCUCCAUGUUAAACCUUAAUGGACAAUAAAGUGUUUUAAUUUGGACUUAAUCCUUCCCCCACCUCCCCAUCUUCAGAUGCCAGUGCCACCGUAGGAGACGCCCAGGCUGGCGGGCCUACAACUACCGUACCUCCCACUUCAACUCCUCCAGCCACUCACGAAAGAACUCUGCUGAGUCUAGCCACUCACAGAAGAACUCUGCCUGUCUCAACGGGAGCCAGCACACCCUGUCCUCCUCAGCCAGCCCCAGCCCGAGCUACCUGCUGGCUUGCCCCGAGGGGGAGACCCUCUACACCUGCUGGGCCUCCGCCGCCUCCAGGUCCCCCUCCCUGCUGCCUGUGAGUCCUGCUGGCUGCCAGCUGGAGACACUGGGGGGGGGUGUGGGGAGUGGAGGGACCCAUGGCGUGAUGUCUCACAGGGAGUCCGGUCAGGGGGUGUUCUCGUUCCCCUGUGGGGGGCAGAACGGGGAGUGUGGAGGGGACAUACCUGAGGAUAAG
Messenger RNA from Coregonus sp. 'balchen', 792 nucleotides. NCBI's taxonomy places the organism in Eukaryota, Metazoa, Chordata, Actinopteri, Salmoniformes, Salmonidae. The record is from the annotation of a GenBank genome assembly.